UCUAAGGUAAGCCAUUCUUAAGGAAGACCUCUUGCAGUAUGGAAGCUGCUAAGUGGAAAAAGUAAAUAGGUGAAAUGAAGAAUCAGGCUUUUCUGGUCGAAUAAGAUAAGAGAGACUUUUGGGCCAAGAGUGCCCCCAGUGAGUUGAGUGGUCAAGAGCGCGGAUGUACAAUAGAAAUGGUCGUCCUGGUACAGGGGCCGCUAAUACCGGCAACUUAGUCAGGUAUUCUUUUAUGCUUUCGAAUGCAUCUUGGCAUGCUUGGUCCCAGACAAACUCCAUUCCUUUUUUCAUUAGACGAGAAAAGGGUAGGCACUUGCCUGAUAUAUUGGCGAUAAACUAUAUAGGCCAGCCAUCCUUGGUCUCAAUUCCUUGAUAUUAGUAGGAAUCAAAACCAGUAUGAGUAUGGCUUUGAUUUUGUUUUGGAAUAAAAACCUCAAUCCAAUUCUUUCGUACUAUGAAUCCGAGGAAUUUCCCUGACGAUACUCCGAAGAAGCACUUUAGAGGGUUCAUCUUCAGGUUGUGUUGCCUAAGCCUAAGGAAGACUUGUCGUAAAUCUGCUAAGUGGUCGACGAUCCAUGGAACUCGGCAGAGUGUUCCCUAUACCCGGGUAGUUAGAGCUGUUCAAAGGGCUGACCUAUUGCUGUAAUUUUGAAAUCUUCUCUCUUUUUCAUUUUUUUGUCUCUGGAUUUUCUUCUUUCUUUUUUUUCCGGUAUGCCGCUCCGCGAGCAAGGAGCGAGAGAACCAAGUGGGCUGUGGUGAUGUCAGAAUUUGCACCUAUUUGUAUCUAUUUAGUGAUCAGUCCGCUAGUUUCUUUGAUCCCACUCGGUCUUCCUUUUCCAUUUGCUUCUAAUAGUUCGACCUAUCCAGAAAAAUUGUCGGCCUACGAAUGUGGUUUCGAUCCUUCCGGUGAUGCCAGAAGUCGUUUCGAUAUACGAUUUUAUCUUGUUUCAAUUUUAUUUAUUAUCCCUGAUCCGGAAGUCACCUUUUUCUUUCCUUGGGCAGUACCUCCCAACAAGAUUGAUCCGUUUGGAUUUUGGUCCAUGAUGGCCUUUUUAUUGAUUUUGACGAUUGGGUCUCUCUAUGAAUGGAAAAGGGGUGCUUCGGAUCGGGAGUAAUCACUAGUGAUAGGGCAAAAAAAGGGG
Messenger RNA from Pistacia vera, 1142 nucleotides. RefSeq names its product NADH-ubiquinone oxidoreductase chain 3. Gene Ontology annotation, molecular function: NADH dehydrogenase (ubiquinone) activity. The transcript has a single exon. The record is from RefSeq and is a predicted model, not a curated record. Bases 759 to 1115 code for a protein of 118 amino acids. Gene Ontology annotation, cellular component: NADH dehydrogenase complex. Lineage: Eukaryota; Viridiplantae; Streptophyta; Magnoliopsida; Sapindales; Anacardiaceae.